Spea bombifrons (plains spadefoot toad) is the source of this 3290-nucleotide messenger RNA. It is a transcript of the gene TMEM132E, whose product is annotated as transmembrane protein 132E. The coding region runs from base 1 to 3246 and encodes 1081 amino acids. NCBI's taxonomy places the organism in Eukaryota, Metazoa, Chordata, Amphibia, Anura, Pelobatidae. The transcript has 9 exons. The record is from RefSeq and is a predicted model, not a curated record.
AUGCAAAAUUACUAUGCAGAAUCUACUGUUGGAUUAAAGGAGCUAUUGGCAACACAGAGGGACAUUAAUAAUAUGGAGAUGAUCGUCCUUACCGAGGAUUCACUGGCUGCAGUCAGUGCUGCAUCCUGCAAAGUUCUGCCAACAAAUGCACCACAUGCCACUGCCCUUCCUCUAUCCCCAGCUGCCAUACUUCCAGUAAGCUAUCGUCUGUCCAACACCCGUUUGGCCUUCUUCUUGCGAGAAGCUGGGCAUCUGCCAACGUGGAAUUCAAGCACACCCUUAUUACAUCGCUCAGAGCCAUUGGUGGUGUUUCAGACAAAGGAAUUACCAGUUCUGAAUGUAACUUUGGGACCUUUUGCUGCUGGACAGGUGUUACCAAAAGAGUUGCUUCAACCUUCAAGCACACUAGAAGUUCCUGACUGGCUUACUGUAAACUGGAAGGUAAGAACCUACAUUAUACGGACACGAGUGCCUGCCAGUCACCCAGUUGUACAGGUCCUCUUUUAUGUAGCCGGACGGGACUGGGAUGAUUUUGGAGUUACAGAACGUCUGCCAUGUGUCCGUCUUCACGUAUUCCGUGAAGUCAGGGAGAUCAAGAGUUCAUGCCGAUUAAGAGGAAGCUUAGCCACUUGUCUUGCACAGGCUGAACUUCCUCAAAGCUGGUUUGGACUAACGGCUGUACCCAUGGGAAGACAGAAACCAUCUACUGGUGGAGUAGAGCUGAAUGGAGAAACUCACCAAGUGGAACUGUUCUACACUUUGCAUAGUCCGGACCCUGCUGGUGGAUGUCAGGGUGAGGUGGGAGCUCGUAAGGGAGGAGAAGCACCCACCCAGCACCCCCUUCUUCGAAUUGGCAGUGUCAGCCUAUACCAGCCAGUUCAGUUGGAGCAAAUGCAAGAACAGCAGUUGGAUCCAAAUAUUUUCAUCAGAUUACCAGACAGACCUCUAAGGCCAGGAGAGAUCCUUAGUAUCAUGCUCUAUUUGGUGGGAAACUCCAGUGUAGAGCACUUCACACUCAGGGUGAAAGCAAAGAAAGGAAUCAAUCUACAGAGUACCAGAUCAAGAGAUACCCAAUGGUUGGUGAACUCCGAACUUCUGACAGGUGGCAAACACUCCACUGCCACAGUGGAUGUUUCACGGGUUCAGGGUCUGCCAUACAGGACGGAUGAUGCCCCUUAUCAGAUAAUGCAGCUGGACUUUGAGAUGGAGAAUUUCACUAGUCAGUCAGUCACAAGACGCAUAAUGUGGCACCUAGAUUAUAGAGGGAGAAAUCCCCCUCCUGAUCUGGAAAAAGCUGUUACUGAGCUAACGGUAAUACAGAAAGACAUUCGAGCCAUCGUCCCUCUUGCAAUGGACACAGAAAUAAUAAACACAGCCAUUUUAACUGGACGGACAGUAGCCAUCCCUGUGAAGGUCCUGGCCAUUGAGACUUCUGGAGAUAUUACAGAUAUAUCACCUCACACUACAUGCAAAUCCAGUAAUGAGGACAUCAUCAAGGUGUCAAGCAGCUGUGACUACGUGUUUGUGAGCGGAAAAGAGACCAGAGGCUCUAUGAAUGCCCAAGCCAUUUUUAGCUAUGAGCACCUAAACGCACCCCUGGAAAUGACUGUUUGGGUUCCAAAACUCCCAUUGUACAUCGAACUUUCCGACUCCAAACUGAGUCAGGUGAAAGGGUGGAGAAUCCCUAUACUGCCAGACAGACGGUCUGUACGUGACAGUGAUGAUGAUGACGAUGAGGAUGAUAGAAAGCUAAGCCGCGGGUGUACCUUGCAGUAUCAGCAUGCUACGCUACAAGUAUUUACUCAGUUCCAUACAACGUCCUCUGAAGGAACUGACCAGGUUAUCACCAUGCUGGGCCCUGACUGGCUCGUGGAGGUUACUGAUCUAGUCAAUGACUUUAUGCAAGUGGAAGACCCACGAGUAGCAGAAAUGGUUGAUAGCACUACGUUGGCAGGACGAGAACCUGGGACAACUGCCUUUAAAGUGGUGUCCCCACUCAUGGAGGCAGUGCUAGGCGAGACCAUGAUUACUGUGACAGAUGAAAAGGUCAGCAUUACUGAGCUACGGGCGCAGGUGAUAUCUGGAUUGUCUCUCUCACUGCAUCCCAGCCCGGGAAACAGCCACACUAUAAUAGCCAAAACAAGUGCUCAGCACAUACUGAAAUAUCCAAAACAGGAAGGCCUGUUAAAUCUUUGGCUCACGUUCAGCGAUGGGACUACAGCUCCUCUUUCACUCUACGACCCUAAAGAUUAUACAUUAACGUUAAACAGCUCGGAUCAGCGGAUUGUCUCUGUGAGUCCUGAACGGGCAUAUCCAUUAGUGAUAGCUGGAGAGGAGGAAGGCACAGGUGCAUUCCUGCGAGCAGAGAUGAUUAUAAAUGAGAGCUGCCAAAAAACAAAGAGGAAGAGCAUACUUGCUACUUCAACAGCUGUAGCACAGGUCAUUUUUAGCCUGGAUGAGCCUGUGGAUGAGACUGAACCAGGGAAAUUGGUGAGUGUGGAGCCCCCACAUUUUCCUGCGCAAGAAAGUAAAGAAAUAUUUGGCACAACUUCCGUUGCUCUCCUAACCACACCUGUGGAAGAUCGUAGCUCACAUGGUUCUGGGGAAUAUCCAUUACCUAUUCCUACUGUCUUUCCUCAGAUGCCUAGAGGCCUAACAGAUCUGGAGAUUGGGAUGUAUGCCCUCCUUGGGGUCUUCUGCCUUGCCAUUUUGGUGUUCCUCAUAAACUGUAUUGUAUUUGUUUUGAAGUAUCGACACAAGAGGGUGCCACCUGAGGGCCAGGCUAACCCAGAUCAUUCUCAUCAUUGGGUCUUCCUAGGAAAUGGGCAGCCUCUAAGGGCACGAGGAGAAUUGUCACCCCCACCUGAAAGUCCAGGUAACCCUUUAGAGGUUGGAACUCUACCACCUCAUCAUGCUUCCUGCUGUAGAGGGGAGGGAAGGGGAAGCAGUAGUAACAGCAGCUCCCAAGCUAGUGUGCAAAGCCAGUCUCAUGGACGGGGGGAUGGUUCCUCUGGUGGCGGUGGCUCAAGCCGGGAAGCAAGUGAAGACCCUCUAAGUUCUUCUCCAACAUCCAAACGCAAGCGAGUGAAGUUUACCACUUUUACCAGCUUGCCAAGUGAAGGGAGUGUCUAUGAUGCAGUACCAGGAACAGAGGAAAACGAUCUGGAAUGGGUUUGUCGGGACAUGGGACUACGAGAUCCACAGGAACUUAGAGACUACAUCAGGAGAGUCAGAGAAAUGGCAUAGCUUUGGUAUUUGUUGGGACAAUAUUAACAAACAGUAUGAACGAA